Molecule: messenger RNA, 2537 nt
Organism: Bombyx mori (domestic silkworm)
Lineage: Eukaryota; Metazoa; Arthropoda; Insecta; Lepidoptera; Bombycidae
Exons: 4
Coding region: 1497-2279 (260 amino acids)
Molecular function (GO): NAD binding; NADH pyrophosphatase activity; ADP-ribose diphosphatase activity
Source: RefSeq, a predicted model, not a curated record
AAAUAUUAAAAAGAUCUUAGUAGUAAAAGUUCAAAUGACAUUAAAUGUAUACACUCUUCAUCCUCCAUUAAAUAUUAUUAAAUGUUUAUUUAUUAAUGUAAAUUAUGUUUAUGUAAAGGUAUAGAAAGGAAUGGGAUUGAAUGAAAAUAGUUAUAACCCUAUUUUUUAAUAUAGGCAACGGUUGGACUUCCCUUAUCAACUUUAUAUCAUAUUCUAUGAACGGUCACAGAAGUGUAGUAUAUUAUUAUUCCAUGCAGUACAAAAAACUUUGUGUGUGUAAGCUCGAAAACAGAAACCACGUAAAUUUAUAAGUUUUCAGUAUACAAAUUUACUGUAGCUUUUUAAUUUAUCUAAUAAACUUUAGAUAAUUUAUCCUUCGUACCUUAACAUAGCAGUAGUUUUAGCAUUCUUUUUGAAGAAAUAUUGGCGAAAAUGAAACAUGACUUUUGUGUUUUAAAUCUGAGAUUUGAUAAAAUUUGAUUGGAUUGAAUCCAAUUGUUUUUUAAGGGAUUUUAUGACCUGGUAACUAACACUUUUAGGCCAUGUUUUAUUUAAAUUUAUAUUCUUAUUUUUAUGAAAAAUUAUAAUAUGGAGUGAAAUGAAAUGAAAAUGAUUAAUUUGAGACAUUAAUCAACUUAGUUGAUCUUUUUUUUUUUUUUUAUUGCUUACGUGGGUGGACGAGCUCACAGCCCACCUGGUGUUAAGUGGUUACUGGAGCCCAUAGACAUCUACAACGUAAAUGCGCCACCCACCUUGAGAUAUAAGUUCUAAGGUCUCAGUAUAGUUACAACGGCUACCCCACCCUUCAAACCGAAACGCAUUACUGCUUCACGGCAGAAAUAGGCAGGGCGGUGGUACCUACCCGUGCGGACUCACAAUAGGUCCUACCACCAGUGAAAAAUUAAAUGAAAUGAUAUGGGAUGAAAUAUAAUCUCAGUAAAAUGGUGAUCAUUUACUGAGAUUUUAUCAGUGGACUUUUUGAUUCAAACCAAUACACCAUAGACAAGAUUUUUGGCGGGAACGCAAGGAGUGAAGUUGUGUGAUUUGUUUUAUUUUGUCUAUUUAGUGUUCCUUUAUGUUUAAAUGUGUAAUAACGGUGGUCUAUCGAUUGUUUAAUAUCUGUGAAAGUGUACAAAUAUGGGAAAAUGAAACAAAAGUGCCGAACGUAACUUCUCGGGAUCCUCCAAAAAGUCCACCGAAAAAAUCUCAGUAAAUGACCACCAUUUUACUGAAAUUAUAUUUCAUCCCAUAUCAUCUCCUCUCAUUUCAUUUCAUUUAAUCCCAAUUGAUUAAUAUGUUAAAUUAAUCAUCUUCAUUUCAUUUGAUUUCAUUUCACUCCAUAUCAUCAUUUUUCAUAAAAUUAAGAAAAUAAAUUAAAAUAAGACUUGACUUAAAAGUCUUAGUUACCAGGUCACAAAAUCCCUUUAAAAAAUAAUAAUCAUAGAUUAUACACUUAUUAAUAUGCGUGAAUUUAUUUCAGGAAAAAAACACCUAAAAUGACUGAAGAAAUCUUUAAGGGCGCAGGAGAUAGAUACAAUGGAAUUACAGUUGAUUCCCAAAUAGAAUAUACUGAGAACGAUUUUCUUAGUAUUUUAAAUAACUCUUUAAAAAAAUGGUCCGAGCAAAAUAAGCGCUGCAUAUGGUUUAAAGUGAAUAUAAAACAUGCAGACUGGGUGCCCAUACUUGCCAAGGCUGGAUUUGAUUUCCAUCACUCCAGGGACAGUUUUGUUAUGAUGUACAAAUGGUUGCCUACAAACAGCAAAGCCAAUUUGCCACCAGCAUGCCAUACAAAUCUUGGUGUAGGAGGUAUGGUCUUUAAUAGCCAAAACCAAAUACUAGUUGUGGUUGAACAACAUACCGAUAUUGUUCAUUGGAAACUACCAGGAGGUUAUGUUGAAAGAGGUGAAGACAUCAAAGAUGCUGUUAUAAGAGAAGUGAUGGAGGAAACUGGAAUUGAGGCAUCUUUUGAUUCAAUUGUAACUUUGAGGCACAGUCACAAUUCUAUGUUUGGAAAUUCGGAUAUUUACAUAGUAGUUAUGCUAAAAGCGAUUUCUGAUACUAUCAACAAAUCAGAAAUUGAAAUAGCAGCCUGUCAGUGGAUGGAUGUUGAUGAGUAUCUUAAUCAUCCAAAUGUACAUGAAUUUAACCGUUCAAUAGUGAGUCAAGCUCUGGAACUCCGCGAAAGGAAGCUAAAACUAAACCUGUACACAAAAACACUUAAAUUUUCAAACUGGUCGAAAGAAAUAACAAAUCUAGUUUUAGAAGAUUCAAAAGAAUAAUACAUUUCGUUAGAAUAAAUAUUGACAACAAAAGCAAAAGGCCAGAGAACAACAAUUUUACCUCUUAGGAUUGUAAUUAUUUUUAAAUAGUGAAAAUAAGCAGCCAAUUUUAGGAUCUCUACAUUCAAUAAGGUUUUUUAAAAACAGAAUGAAGAUAUUAGCUUACAAGAAGCUCACAAUCAUUAUAUACGUAAAAGUAUAUUAAUUCAUGAUUUUGCAAUGUCCACAUUGACAAAUAAUAAAUUCUUAUUAAACUGU